Oncorhynchus nerka (sockeye salmon) is the source of this 594-nucleotide messenger RNA. RefSeq names its product calcineurin-like phosphoesterase domain containing 1 (gene cpped1). Lineage: Eukaryota; Metazoa; Chordata; Actinopteri; Salmoniformes; Salmonidae. The record is from RefSeq and is a predicted model, not a curated record. The coding region runs from base 1 to 594 and encodes 197 amino acids. The transcript has 5 exons.
AUGACAAUAACUGUUACAUCGGUGUUGUUCUCUACUCCUGGCCCUGGACCCACAGGAAGAGCAGAAGGAAUGGAGAGGUCCAUCCUGCUUCAUCCUUUGCAGACCUCCAGCUGGGCCGAAGAGGUCCAACUGACCCAUCAGGCUGUGGAGGCCGUCAACAAGCUGUGCCGCAGGCCCAAGUUCAUGGUGCUGUGUGGGGACAUGGUCCGUGCAAGGCCCCCGUUCCGGGAGGGGCAGGAGCGGGACUUGAAGGUGGCUCUGAGGGGUACAGACCCCUCCAUCCCUCUGGUGUUUGUCAGUGAGAACCAUGACCUGCGUAACACACCCACCCCAGAGACUGUAGCCCAGUUCUGCAACGCCUGGGGAGAUGACUACUUCAGCUUCUUGGUGGGUGGAUUAACCUGUACUGUAAUCCCAACCCAGCUGUUCUUUGGUGUGUCAGCCUGCCCGGACCGGAGAGACGUCCAGGAGGCCUGGUUAGAGGGCCAGCUGCAGAAGGCCUCCCAGGGGCUUGGGAUCACUCCCAAACAAGCCUUUCAUUUUUCAUUCUGUAAGGACAGCAGCUUGGAGACGAGAAGCAAGUACAGGGAGUGA